UGUUCGGCGGCAGGAGGAGUAACGGAGUGAACGGAGCUUUGAUUCAGCUGUUGUGGCCGAAGAUGGCGGCUUGUAGACGUGUUCAGCCGCUGCUGCUCCUCAUGUCUGUCUGCCUGCUCACCGUAGAAGCUCUUAAACCUCCUCCGGGAUUCGGGAAUGUUCUUCCACCGGCGGUCGCCAUGCACCAGCAGCUCAAAGCCGCGAUACUGAACCCCGGGAAUAACGCUGCCGCUGCCGCCGCCGCCGCAGCUGCAGCUGCCGCCGCCGCCGCGUCCUCCGGUUCUCAGACCAGGAGAUCCAGCAGCUGGAAACUGGCUGAAGAGCAGGCCUGCCGGGACGACGUGACCCGUCUGUGUCCGAAACACACCUGGACAAACAACCUGUCUGUGCUGGAAUGCCUGCAGGACAAGAAGGAGGACACAGAGAUUGCUUCAGACUGCAACCACCUGUUAUGGAACUACAAGCUAAACUUGACCACAGAUCCGAAGUUUGAGUCUGUGGCGCUGGAAGUGUGUACAAGCACUAUGUUAGAGCUGAAAGAGUGUGCAGAUGAGGAGCGAGGGAAAGGAUAUCUGAUGUCCUGCCUGGUGGACCACCGUUCCAACAUCACGGAGCGCCAGUGUCACCAGUACAUCACCAAAAUGACCAGCAUCGUCUUCAGCGACUACCGCCUCAUCUGUGGCUUCUUGGAUAAAUGCAGAGAAGAUAUCGACACUCUGCAGUGUGGAAGCAUCAGCGUUGGGGAAAAAGACCUGCAUUCCCAGGGUGAUGUGAUUGCUUGUCUGGAAAGAGCUCUGGUCAGAGAGACUGAGCAGCAGGACAAGGCUCAUCAAAUCAAAGACCAAUGCAAAAAGUCAAUCAUGAGAGUGGCCGAACUGUCAGCAGACGACUUCCACCUCGACCGAUACCUCUACUUCUCCUGCCGAGAGGACCGCGAGCGCUUCUGUGAAAAUACCCAAGUGGGAGAGGGCAGAGUGUACAAAUGCCUGUUCAACCAUAAAUUUGAGGAAGCAAUGUCAGAAAAGUGCAGAAACGCCCUGACCACUCGGCAGAAGCUCAUUGCACAAGAUUAUAAGGUCAGUUACUCCCUCGCGAAGGCUUGCAAGGCCGACCUGCGCAAAUACCGCUGUAAUCCAGACACCAACAUGCCUCGCGCUCGAGAGGCCCGACUGUCAUACCUGCUGCUCUGCCUGGAGUCGGCUGUUCACAGAGGCCGUACAGUGAGCGGUGACUGUCAGGCAGAGAUGCUGGACUACAGACGGAUGCUGAUGGAGGAUUUCUCUCUGAGUCCGGAGAUUGUGUUACACUGUCGAGGAGAGAUCGAGGCUCACUGUUCAGGCCUUCACCGCAAGGGCCGAACGCUGCACUGCCUGAUGAGGGUCGCCCGUGGGGACACAGGCAAGGGCACGGUGGACAACCUCUGCCAGACCGCUCUUCAGACGCUCAUCCAGUCAGCAGACCCUGGCGCUGAUUAUCGCAUCGAUCGAGCUUUAAAUGAAGCCUGCGAAUCUGUGAUCCAGACGGCCUGCAAACACAUCCGGAACGGAGACCCAAUGAUCCUGUCUUGUUUAAUGGAACACCUUUACACUGAGAAGAUGGUGCAGGACUGUGAACACCGGCUGCUGGAGCUACAGUACUUCAUUUCAAGAGACUGGAAGCUUGAUCCUAUCUUAUACCGUAAAUGUCAGAAUGACGCGUCCAGGCUUUGCUACACACCGGGCUGGAAUGAGAGCAGUGAGCUCAUGCCUCCUGGUGCUGUGUUUUCCUGUCUGUACCGCCACGCUUACCGCACAGAAGAGCAGGGCAGAAGGCUGACAAGGGACUGUAAGGUGGAGGUUCAGAGGAUUCUUCACCAGAGAGCUCUGGAUGUGAAGCUGGACCCUGAGCUACAGAAACGCUGCAUGACUGACCUGGGCAAAUGGUGCAGCGAGAAGACUGACACAGGACAGGAGCUGGAGUGUCUUCAGGAUCAUCUGGAUGACCUGCUGUUGGCUUGCAGAGAUGUGGUGGGCAACCUGACCGAACUGGAGUCUGAGGACAUUCAGAUUGACGCCCUGCUAAUUCGAGCCUGUGAACCCGUCAUCCAGAACCACUGCCACGAUGUGGCUGAUAAUCAGAUUGACACUGGGAAUCUUCUGGAGUGCCUGGUGCAGAAUAAACAUCAGAGGGAAAUGAAUGAAAAAUGUGCUGUCGGCGUCACUCAUUUCCAGCUGGUUCAGAUGAAGGACUUCCGCUUCUCCUACAAGUUCAAAAUGGCCUGCAAGGAGGACGUACUCAAACUCUGCGCCAACAUUAAGAAGAAGGCGGAUGUGGUCAUCUGUUUGAGCACCACCGUCAGGAACGACACGCUUCAGGAUUUAAAAGAUCAGCGCGUUUCUCUGAAAUGUCGGAAACAGCUGAGGGUGGAGGAGCUGGAGAUGUCAGAGGACAUUCGACUGGAGCCUGAGCUGCAUGACGCUUGUAAGAAGGACAUCAACAAGCUUUGUUCCUCUGUCCCAUAUGGAAAUGCUCAGAUCACUGAGUGUCUCAAAGAGAACAAGAAGCAGUUGUCCCAGGUCUGUCAUCACAAGAUCUUUAAGCUUCAGGAAACUGAAAUGAUGGACCCGGAGCUGGACUAUCAGCUCAUGAGAGUUUGCAAACAGAUGAUCAAGCGCUUUUGCACCGAGUCAGAUGCUAAGAACGUGCUGCAGUGUCUAAAACUGAACAAGAACAGCGAGCUGAUGGAUCCCAAGUGUAAACAGAUGAUCACCAAAAGACAGAUCACGCAGAACACAGACUACAGGUUGAACCCGGUGUUGAGAAAGGCUUGUAAGCCUGACAUUCCCAAGUUUUGUCAGAGUAUUCUCAAUAAAGCCACCGACGCCAGUGAACUGGAGGGUCAAGUCAUAUCCUGCCUCAAACUCAAGUAUGCAGACCAGCGGUUAUCAACAAACUGUGAGGAUCAGAUCCGGGUGAUUCUGCAGGAGUCAGCACUCGACUACCGGCUCGAUCCACAGCUCCAGGCUCACUGCAGCAAUGAGAUCACGAGGCUGUGCGCAGAAGAAGCUGCUGCACAGGAACAGACGGGUCAAGUGGAGGAGUGUCUGAAGAACAACCUACUGAAAAUUAAACAGGAGGAGUGCAAGACGGAGGUGUUAAACAUGCUCAAAGAAAGCAAAGCGGACAUAUUUGUGGAUCCUGUAUUGCACACGGCCUGCGCUCUGGAUCUAAAACACCACUGUGCAGCCAUCAACCCCGGCAGAGGACGGCAAAUGUCGUGUCUGAUGGAGGCUCUGCAGGACAAACAGGUGCGUCUGCAGCCUGAAUGUAAGAGAAGAUUACAGGACCGCAUAGACAUGUGGAGCUACGCAGCCAAGGUGGCACCAGCUGAAGGUUUCUCAGACCUCGCUGUACAGGUCAUGACGUCUCCAUCCAAGAACUACAUCCUGUUGAUGAUUGCUCUGGCGGUCUCCGUCCUAUUCCUCAUUGGGCUUCUCUGCGGCCGAAUCACUAAAAGAGUGACCAGAGAGCUGAAGGACAGGUAGAGCCCAUAGAGAAUCCACACCUCAUUUCCUGUCCUCUUUUCCCCAUAAGACUCUGGGAUCCGUCAGUGGCGCCGUGGACCCUCUGAAUCCCACAUUAAUCCAAAUGGAAAACUCUAGACAUUUCCUUGGACAAGUUCAAGAUUGUUUUUGGGAUAUUAUGCCUUUAUUAAUAUGAUCUUUUUGUUUCGAGAGUGACAGCCUUACUUCUUGACUGUAAUACGGUAAUGUGUCAAUGCAGUAUUUUUGUUGUUGGAUCAUUUUUUUGGUGUCCUUUUUACGAAAUGAGUGGUUAUCGAUGGAGAUUUAAAGGGAUAGUUCACACAAAAAUGUACAAUUCACACUAUUUACUCACCCUCUUUCUUCCGGUAAACCUGAUAGAAGAUAUUUUUACUCAAUUACCUGUUACUGUUUCCAACAAAAAUAUAUUUCUUCAAAAUAUCUUCUUUUUUGUUUGUCAGACAAAAGUAGGUUUGUAAAUGAUGCAUUUUGUGUGAACUGUCCCCUUUAAUCAUUCAGAAGCCAUUUUAUAUUAGUUUUUUGAGUCAUCAGUAGUAUUUUUUUAUCUUAAAUCACAAGGUGGAAUCCACUUUGAAUGAGAUUUCUUUUUUUUUCAUGUGUCUCUGUGAAUGGUUUGGCACUGGAAAGGUAAGAUGGUUCAGUCUGAGAGAUACUGACUCAUGAAAUAUAUUUAUCAGUCAUGUCAAAGACGUUUAUCAUGUAGAAAAACUUGCUAAGAUUAUGAUUAUUUGAAGACCUUUAUCUGUGCUAGAAGGUUAAAGUUCAGGAUGGUUUGAUUAACCAAACUUCUUUGAAGAAAUGUUAUAAUAGUGUACACAUCUUUAAGUGAAUCUCAUGAAAAUCUGUCCAUGCACAAAUAUAUA
Danio aesculapii is the source of this 4405-nucleotide messenger RNA. It is a transcript of the gene glg1b, whose product is annotated as golgi glycoprotein 1b. The transcript has 26 exons. Bases 63 to 3524 code for a protein of 1153 amino acids. The record is from RefSeq and is a predicted model, not a curated record. Gene Ontology annotation, molecular function: fibroblast growth factor binding. Gene Ontology annotation, cellular component: Golgi membrane. NCBI's taxonomy places the organism in Eukaryota, Metazoa, Chordata, Actinopteri, Cypriniformes, Danionidae.